Molecule: messenger RNA, 8271 nt
Organism: Culex quinquefasciatus (southern house mosquito)
Lineage: Eukaryota; Metazoa; Arthropoda; Insecta; Diptera; Culicidae
Gene: Sec16
Product: protein transport protein Sec16A
Exons: 18
Coding region: 373-7383 (2336 amino acids)
Biological process (GO): COPII vesicle coat assembly; autophagy; Golgi organization
Cellular component (GO): ER to Golgi transport vesicle membrane; endoplasmic reticulum exit site
Source: RefSeq, a predicted model, not a curated record
CACUACAGUCAAACGGCUUGACAGACUUCGUGAUGAAAGUUCCAACCUGGCAUCCGUGUUUUCAAGAGGUGGCGUGAAAAAAGUGCAAAACUCUCGAAAUCCGGCCAAUUUUCGUCACCCAAAGCGCGUAAUUACGUCCGGUUCGUGCGUGCGUGUGUCCGUGUGGUCCGUCCGGGAACCGGUCGUGUGUUUCGUUGCGUGUUUUUCCACUUCUAACAAGGUCAAUCGAUGCAAACUUGAAAGGAGGAAUUUUGAUUUUGGACGAAAUAUGUGAAGGAUUGUUUUAUUUUUUCGUGGUGUGUUGUAAGUUGAUACAAGAAGACAAUAUUCUGGUUAUUAGCCGGAUUUCCGGCCCAUUGCAUCGUGGCCGAUAUGGACCACAAUGGUAAUGUUCAUCGGAGGCAGCAGGUAUCCUCUAAUCAUCCUCUGAGUGCCAGCAGCUACUUCACGCAGCCCUCAGAACUUCAUCAACCCAGCGGCGGCUUGCAGAGCCAAAAUGGAAGAAGUGUAGUCGACACUCAGCAAAUCAUCAGCAGAAAAGCAGCAUCACCAGCAAAAGUCCAGCAACUCUCGUCGUCAUCUCGUCGUCGAUCAUCUACCAGCAACAAAAUGACCGAACCAAUUGGUUCUGCGUCAGCAGCAUUUACCAACAACAACAAUACCGAUGGCUGGGGUGACGACUGGGGCGAUUGGGGAGACUCCGGCGCUCCCCAAGGUCCUCAAUCGAUGGCACCGCAGCAGCAGCAGCCGAUGAUGCAGCCUGUGGGAACAAAUCAUUUCUUCCAACCUCAACCCCAACAGCAGCAGCAGCAGUAUCCACCUCAGCAAACGCAUUUGGACCAGAGCAACCGGAACUUUAUACCGGCCCAACCGGCUUACCACCAUCCGAACUACGCAAACCAGCAACCUCCGCCGGUGCAGCAGCAGAACUACCAGCCAAUCUACCAUCAUCAGUCGCAGCAACCGUAUCCGGGUCAGCAGAUACCGGCGCAGCAGUUUGCACCAGGCCCGAACAACUACUUUGCUCAGCAACCGCAACGACCUCCGUCACAUCCACCGGCUUCAACGACGCCCCACCAGCAGCAGCCGUUCAAUCAGACGAUCACCGAUAGCUUCGACACAAGCGGUGGGGAAAACUGGAACUGGUCCAUCGGAGAUCAGCAACCGGCGGUAGUCGCUGUGGCCGCAGCACCCAGCCCCAAACCCGCGGAGGUUCAUCAACCGACCUACCAAGACCCCAAUUACUCGAACUACUCUGCGCCGAUCGUGCCGCCUCCAAACAAUUUCAGUUUACCUGGUGCCGGAAACAAUACUCAACCGAUACUGCCGCCGCCGACGGCGCCGCAGCAACUUGCCCCAAAGGUGCAGGUUGCACAGUUGACGCGACUCAAGAACGAAACCCUGUCGCCGCAGUGGUCCAUCGAGAGCCAGGUGUCGCAGACGUCCAGCGAUCGUUCGAUCGAGAGUGGUGAAAUCGGCGAGAGUCGUAGCUCGAACACGGUUCCGUCGGACGACGGGUCUUCCGGCAGGCAUGGCGUGGAAAACUACGAGAACAUUGGGGCGUACCAGCAUGGGAUUACGAGCGGUGACGUUCCGGACAAGUUGGACGAGGCGUUGAACUCGUUGAACAUCAAGCAGGAACCUCCGCAGGAGGUAGCUCCCGUGGAGGAACGACGCCAGGAGGGUGGUGGCGGCGGCUACCGGGAGUCAUCGUUCCCGCCACCUCCGCCGUCGAUUGCCGGAGCCAAUCAACAGGCCGAUGGUGGUGCAGCAGUGCCGUUGCCACCAAAGUCCGCGUCGAAAACUCCACCGUUGCCUCCGAUGCCAACCGAGGUCGCAGCAGGUGGUCCACCUCCGCCGAUGCAGGCAGGACCACCGCCAAAAGGACCCGCCGGAAAUCCGUUCAAACGAACCGGUCAGCGGGCCCACAUCGCAACGCCUGGUCUGGCUCCGGCUCCGUCUACGAGUCCUGCCUUCUUCUACCAACCUCCGGCACCGGUUGUCCAGCAGGAAAUCACCAAUUUGGUGAACCUCGUUCCGGAAAAUCAAGAAAUUCCCGAUUCUCGCACAGAGAACGUUGAAAACCUGGAAGUUGCACCAAGUCAUGAUCGGAACCAGUACCUUCAAACUGGUCAUCUGUCCGAGGAAGGUUACACCGUUUCGCAACCAGUCGCCAACGAUCCCCAGCAAGCCGACGACAGUCUUCCCCCGCCAGGCCUUUCCCGUUACGUCCCCGGUCAGCAGCAGUCGGAACCACACCAACAACAAACCGGUCACAACUACCCCGAACCUCCACCCGGCCUGGACCGUAUGAUCCCGGGCACGGACCUCGAGAACGCCACCGACCUCAACAUGGAACGCCAAGUAGACGGAGAAGUGUCCGAUUCGGCCACCUCCAACGCCGUGCGACCUUCGAAUCACCGCGAUCAGACGAUCAGCGAUCGUAACCUUUACCUGGUCCCGGGUGAGAGCGACACCCAUCAUCACAACCAGCAGCGCGUGAUCCCCGGAGUCGAAGACGAUCGCUACGCUGCGCCGCAGGCGCAACCUACCGUAGACAUCCCGAUCAACGAGCAAACGCGCGAACUCGUUAUGGACGGAGAGAACCCGCACGAUCCUCCUGCGCAGCAGCCACAGCAGCCGAUCCACGUGGAAAUAAGUCGCGAAGAACCGAUCGAGGGUGGCAAUACGCUCGAUGACGAGCCGGCUGUCAACUCAACGGCAGCUGCAGCGGGAGACUCCUCGCUAACGGUUGAACCGCCGCGCAAGGAUCCGUCCAAUACCUCAACGGCGGACGAAAGCGACAAAGAUCGGUCGAUGUUCUACUCAAAGGGCAAGCAGUCGUCUUCGAGGCGGGACGAGGAUCCGCUGAGGCGUUCGACGAAGAGCAAGAGUUCGCGCGAUCGCUACGAUACGGAAGAUUCGGACUACAGCGAUCGCGAGCGGAGACGGAGGGAGCGCGAGGGAAGUGAUGGUCAUCGGGAUCGGAAGCGUGGUGGCGAGAAGGAAAAGGAACGUCGCAAGGAGGGAGGAGGACGUGGGGAGCGAGAUCGGGAUCGUGACCGUGGUUAUGAUCACCGGGAUAGAGAUCGUAACAGGUACGAUCGCGAACGUGGUGAUCGCGACCGGUACGGCCGCAAGUACGACCGGGACGCGCGCUACGAAACCGACGGCUCCAAGUACGAGACGGAGCGAUCGACGCGCUACGACAAGGACGGAGACGGCAGCAAGCGGUACAUUUCCCGCGAGGAGUACUACCGCAAGCGGGAGGAACGCGGUGGUGAAGAUCAUCGCCGCUACCGGAAAGAGAAAGAUCGCGAGCGGGGUGGCGAUCGCUACCGGGAAGAGGGAAGAAAAGAUGAUCGCUACCGCGACGGAGACAAACGGCGCGAUCGCCACGAUCGACGCUACGAGUACGAGGACUACCGCACCGGAAGUCGCAACGGAACGGAGCGUGACCGUGCCCGCGGAAGUCGCGAGCCGGAUGAUCGCAAGGAUCCGCGUGAUCCUCGCUCCAGCAAGUACGCUCCGUCGAGCUCGUCAGCGUACGGUGCGCAGCAGUACGGCGGAGCGACCACGGCAGCCGGUUAUUACGACCCGUACAGUUACUACACCCAGCACCAGGCGUACUACGAGCAGCUGCGCCGUACAAACCCGCAGGCGUACGCCGAGUGGUACCGCACGUACUACAGCCAGAUUCAACAGCAACAGCAGCAGCACCAGCAGGCGCAAGUGGGUCACAUCCCGCGGGACAUGAUGGCUGGGGACGACCGGGAGUCGGUCCACUCGGGACGCAGCUCGGCCAACGAUAAGGAACGGUUUAAUCGCACGACACCGUUCCUCCAUCAUCAACCCGCGCUCGUCGCCGGCAUGUACAAUCCGGCCGACGACUACCACCGUCAUUUCAAUAACCAAUCGCAACCAUCCGCCAUGCUCGACCAGAGCUUCCUCAGCGAUGUCUCUGGCCAGCCGACGUCACUGCCAAUGUACCAUCACCAGCAGCAGCAGCAACAGCAGCGGAUGGCCGGCGGAACAUUCCCGCAGCAUCAACAGCGGGCCACGCCCCUUCUCCUGGACAGGUCGUACCACACUGAUAGUGGAUAUUACCAGCCAAGGUUGGACGCUACCGAUGGAUCGCUGCGCCAGGAGCAGAUGGAAGUGCUCGAGCCGGAACGGCUGACCCCUCGCAAGUUCCCCGAGAUCCACUCGAUCGUGAGCAUUUCCAGCGGACUGCUGGUCACCGCCAAGAAUCAGCUGACUAUCAACGGGACGACCGAUCUCGUCAAGAUUUUGAGCUUGGGUACCAACGAGCCCACCCGCAAGCUGUUCCAGUCCUACCCGGGGCCGCUCGUCAAGAACAAGACCCACAAAAAGUCCGUCAUUGAGUUCUGCGAGGAGCAGCUGCGGGCGGGACCGCCACCCUGCACCCUGAUCGGUGGCCACACGCUGAUCAAGUCGCGCGGCAACUCGAUCAACAGUCUGCACUCGUUCGGGUCGAGCGCGAACCGGGGCUCGUUCACGCUGCUGUGGAACUACAUCAUCCUGCUGCUGAGACAGAACGGGACCUUUGUCGGCACGGACAUCUCGGAGCUGCUGAUGCAGAACAAGGUCGAGUUCCCGUUCGAGUCGGCGCAGGCUAGCGCCCGCUCGACGAACGUUAGCGGUCGUAACUCGUCGCUGUCGGCCACGGUCGAGCGUCGCGCCGCUCACGACGCCGAGGGCGAGGAAGAUUCGGCGGAACAGGUCGAAAAUGCGGAAAUCAGCACCGGCACCGACCCCGACGUGGAGAAGAAGGAACCGCUGAGCGAGCUGGAGAUCACGGACAAGUUCCGCAACUAUUUGAUCUACGGGAACAUGAGCGAAGCGCUGGAGUGGGCCACCGAGAAUAACUUGUGGGGUCACGCGCUGUUCCUGGCCUCGAAGGUGGACUCGCGGCAGCACGCGAACGUCAUGAUGAAGUUCGCCAACAAGCUGACGCUGAACGACCCGCUGCAGACACUGUACCAGCUGCUGAGCGGCCGGACGCCGUCUUCGGUGACAUGCGUCCUGGACGAGAAGUGGGGCGACUGGCGGCCACAUCUGGCCAUGCUGAUGUCGAACAGUUCGGCCAAGCCGGAGCUGAUCAAGAAGUCGAUCACGACGCUGGGCGAUUCGCUGUACAAUCGGGGCGAUUUGUACGCGGCUCACUUUUGCUACCUCCUGUCGGAUGUAACGUUUGGACGGUUCGCGGACGUCAAGGUUGAUGGUGGCGCGACCGUCACGGCCAACACGGUGGUCCGGUUGAUCCUGCUCGGGUCGUCCCACAUGCAGCGCACGUUCAAGGAGUUCUCCACGAACGAAUCGAUCAUGAUGACCGAGAUCUACGAGUACGCGCGAUCGCUCAACGAGGAACGGUACGCGAUCACUGAAUUACAGUACUACAAAUACUUGCUCGCCAGUCGCAUGCUAGACUACGGAAUGCAGCUCAAGUGUCUGCUGUACAUGGAGCAGCUAGCGGAACAGAUCCAGCUCGAUCCUUACAGAUUCGACUCCGAGUUCAUCCGAAAGGUCUACACGCUGGGCGAUCGGUUGAAGUACUACGACCCUGUGUUGGAAAAGGAACUGGACGAAUCCGUGGACAACCACGGCCACGGCAACAUCUACACCAACGUCGAAGAUCCUGCCUGGUUGCAGCGGUUGAGUGCAAUACUGAUCAACUACAAUUCCACGAAUGCUUCCAACUACGCUCCCCAAUCGACGUCCUACGACGGCCAGCCGGACUACAGCAACAACAACAGUCAGUACAACAGCUACACCGGUUACAACACCGAACAGCGACCCGGCGCAGGUCAGGAGCAGCUUCAGCAACAACCGUACGGCAUCGACCCAACCGAGAUCAACAACGAAUUCACCAAAAUCAACCAGCAGCUCGGUCAGCUGAACCUCCAGUACACGGAAGGCUUUGAACCCCAACAACAACAGCAGCAGCAACAACAACCAACUCCAACCCACCACCAGUACGACCACCACAACUCGAUGGCAGCUCCCAGCUACGACCAGGGUUACGACUCGAUCAACCAGUCCUCGAUGCCAGAGGAGCAAAAGCAGCAAGAAAGCUACGAUCAGCAACAGUCACCUCAGCAGCAGCAGCAACCGUACUCGUACGGUUCGUACGAUGGAUCUUCCGGUCAGCCGAGCCUGUUCGUGCCGUCGCCGGUUCCAGCUGGGCAGGAGCAACAGCAGCAGCAACAACAGGCCAGCCCGUACGACUACUGGGGAGCGAACGCUGAGCCACUUUCGAAAACCGCCAUCGCCGGUUUGUCCGCCGCGUCCACCAUCGCCGCCGUCCACGCCGCCCGGCAGGCCGCUGCCUUCAGCUCGCCCGCUCGGUCCUCCGACAUUCCCCGGGGCACCCCGUCGCCGGUUCCGGCCAUCGCACUCCAACCGCCGUCACUGUCCUCGUCGAACGCUGCCGUUGGUGGCCCCGACGGUGGCGGCGAUGCCAUCAACUACAUGCCAAAGCCUUCCAUUUCGAUGCCAAAUGCGGUCUCCCAGCGGCCGGGGUUCGACGAUGAGGAUGGAAGCAACGCAUCGCCCAAGCAUGGAGCGCAAGCGAACCAGCAGCAGCAGCAGCAGGCCCCACAGGGAAAGGGGGCAGCUCCGGCGGAUCAGUCCAAAAAGGGACAGCCGGCGAAGCCUGCGGCCAACAACCAAGGAUCUGGUUGGUUUGGAGGAAUCUGGAACAAGCUGUCCAUGAAGCCAAAAAAUCAGAUGAUUCUUCCAGACGAUAAGAACCCAACGAUUGUGUGGGACCCGGACAAGAAAAAGUGGGUAAACACCGAAGGUGAAGCCGCCGGCGAGGAAGCCUUCAAGCCCCCGCCGAAAAUGGCCGACCUCAUGCCAACGGGGGCAGCCCAACCGCCACCACAGAUGCAGGCACCCGCUCCGGGACCACCAGCUCCGGCUCCAGUCAUGGCGAUUUCCACCCCCAGUCCCGGAUACGUUCCCGGUGGUGGCGGCGGGGGAAUGGCUCCGGCUCCCACGAUGAACGUGGAUCCCGCGGCUUCGUUGCCCACAGGGAUGGCGGCAGCCCCACAGGGAGCGGCUCCCAAGGUCGGCGAACCCACCAAGGUUCCCAACCUGCAGUCCAACAUGUUCAAGAUGCAGAGGAAUCGAACUCUGAAAAAAUCGUACGUUGAUGUGUUCAACCCAUCCGGGGUGGCCCCGAGCCGGCCAGCGGAAUCGAUUAUGGCGCCACCGGUGCCAACGAUGCCCACGCCCCAGGCAGGAUUCUUCGUGCCCGGUCCGGCGCCAGCCGGAGGCGCACAGUCCAACGACACUGCGGCAGAGGGAGUGCCACAGUUCUACAAUCCCAACCAGUACGCGGGAAGUUACCAACAGUAGGGUGGACUCUAGAAAAUCGUGAAUGUCCGUGGAGUCGAACGUAUUACGGCUCCUGUUGUGCAAAGUUUGGCAAACGAAUGAAACAUUUUUCUUUAAAAUAAUCAAGUUUGACUCUAGACUUUUGUAAAUGAUUUGUUUGUAUUUUUUUUUCUGUUUGUGUAUAAAUAGCAAAAGUAUAUCUUUAUAUUGCCCGGUUAGCGCUAGCCUAAGUUGUAUUAUAAUUAAGAUGUCCCCCUUUUGUUUUAGUAUUUAGAUGAAAAUCAAGGCGUAUUUGUUUGGGAAAUAAAAUAUCUACAGCACACAUUUAUUCAAUUAUCGCGCAUGCAUCGCAAAUCGAACAUAAAGUUUGCUCAUUUAUGUUUCGUUCCAAAUGCGGUAGCGUACCGCAAAGGUUUUAGUCAAAAAUAUAGUUCCGGGGUAGCGACAAAAAAAAUAACAAGCGAAAGCACUUUGAAAAAGCUUGCUGGAAGCUGAGAGAAGAGUAUAGUGAGGUAAUGUGAUAUGUAUUAACCUUUACUUUUAUUAGAUCUUUAUUUUCCUCCCUUUAGAGUUAUUUUAUUUGUUUUUUUUUUUCGAAAGGGUGCAGAGCUGAGUAUUUUUUUUUUCGUGGUAUAAAUUUAGGAUUGAAAAAUAUGACUCUAUUCAUUCGCGUAAAAGACAGACAGAAAAAAAAUCUAGGAUGAACGUUUGAAACCACUUUUAGAUAGCAAACAGGAACAAUUCAAGGCACGUGUUUUUUUUCUAAAAUGAAUGAGAAAACGCGCGUGAUGUUGGUGAGAGUGUUAUCGCUGGAGUGACGACGUAAGGACGUGGCGUCGUGUAUAUUUCCCAUUUAGUGAAAUUCACAGUAUGCAGUUGAACAUUAAUAAAGCAUCUAUUGAAUAAUCA